Molecule: messenger RNA, 1292 nt
Organism: Erythranthe guttata (spotted monkey flower)
Lineage: Eukaryota; Viridiplantae; Streptophyta; Magnoliopsida; Lamiales; Phrymaceae
Product: putative 12-oxophytodienoate reductase 11
Molecular function (GO): FMN binding; oxidoreductase activity
Source: RefSeq, a predicted model, not a curated record
AUAUUUAUUAUCCUCUCCUUACAACAUAUUUACCAUAGAACCAGGGUUAUGGAAGUUCAAAAUAUUCCUCUGCUCACUCAAUACAAAAUGGGAGAGUUUGAUCUCUCUCACAGAAUUGUAUUAGCACCACUGACCCGAUUCCGGUCUUUCAACAACGUCGCGCAGCCUCACGCGGCCGUGUAUUACUCUCAAAGAGCAACCAAAGGCGGACUUCUCAUCGCUGAAGCAACCGGUGUAUCCGACAUUGCACAAGGGUACCGAGAUACACCGGGAAUUUGGACAAGGGAGCAGGUAGAGGCAUGGAAGCCAAUUGUAGAUGCAGUUCAUGAAAAAGGUUCCAUCUUUUUCUUGCAACUGUGGCAUGUUGGCCGUGCCAUUACUAAUGGUUUUCUACCCAAUGGCCAAACUCCAAUCUCAUCAACAGCCACGGGAAUAUCCCCUGGCGUUGAUGGACAAGAGUGGGCCCCACCUAGGCGACUGACAAAGGAUGAAAUUCCUGGUGUUGUUAAUGAUUUCAGGAUCGCUGCUCGUAAUGCUAUCGAAGCAGGAUUUGAUGGAGUUGAGUUACAUGGAGCAAAUGGCUACUUAAUCGAACAAUUCCUCAAGGAUUACGUAAAUGAUAGAACCGAUGAAUAUGGCGGGAGCUUGGAAAAUCGGUGCCGAUUUGCACUGGAAAUAGUGGAAGCAGUGGCCAAUGAGAUCGGCUCAAAUAGGGUUGGGAUUAGACUAUCUCCAUACACGAAUUUAUCGGAGUCAAUCGACUCGGAUCCGGAUGCACUAGGCCUUUACAUGGCAAACGCACUUAAUAAGUUCGACAUUUGCUACCUACAUGUUAUCGAACCGAGAGUGUACGGUACGGUGGUGCUUCAAGGGCCGGAAGAUGAAGUUCCUCAUAAGCUACUUCCCAUGAGAAAGGCUUUCAAGAAUACUUUUAUCGCUGCUGGCGGAUACGAUAGGCGUAAGGGCAAUUUAGCCAUUUCUAAAAAUUAUGCGGAUUUGAUUGCGUAUGGACGCUCGUUUUUGGCGAAUCCGGAUUUAGUGAGAAGGUUCGAAGUUGAUGCUCCUCUUAAUAAGUAUAAUAGGAGUACAUUUUACAUUCCAGACCCUGUGGUUGGUUACACUGAUUAUCCAUUUCUUGAAGAACCUAAUUAGGAUUUAGGAGUAAUUAAUAUAUUUGUAUGUACCUUUGAUUUGUAUUUAUGAACUUCUUUCCCAAGUAUUAUUAUGUUGACAUGAUAGGCGUGGUACCUACCUGCAAAAAUGAAAAUUUUGCGAUAUCAUGUUUUAUAGAA